AUGGGCACCCGCGGUCUGAUCGGCUACAUUCUUCGCAAUAAACAACGCAAGGCGGCGUACAACCAUUGGGACUCAUAUCCCCAAGGCCAAGGCCAUUGGAUCGCCCAAUUCAUCGCUGGCCUAUCUCCCGAGCAGUGUGAGGAGAUGGCUAAUCGGAUAAGGAGAUUGAGGCAAGCUACGCAGUGGGUUGAAUCCGAAGACGAAGGGGCGCCUGUCCCCGAGGAUGUCAAAAAGCGCUACCUGGCCGACGGCGGUAUCUGGCAACACAAUUUCCCUCACGGCGGCCCUCAGAACUGGUUCGACGAAUUUGACUUUAAGGGUCUCUCAGAAGACGAAAAGCAAAGUCUGAUUGAGAAGAAGAAAAGAAAGGCGGCAGAGCUGUUGAUGAACGACGACUUCGAUGAUCCCCUGGAAGACUUAGAUUGGGAUGCUGUUCUAAAGGGGGUACAGGGAGCGAAAGCACUUCAACUCAUUCAACAGGGGAGGCUUAGCCACCUGGUCGACUACACUGGUUUCUUGCAAGGCUUUGACUGUGAAUGGGCAUACUUUAUCGACUUCAACAACCAGAAAAUGGAGAUUUGGGCUGGUGACUACUUCAUAGGCGAGGUGACCUUCAGUACGCUACGAGACGACAAGAAUUAUAUGAAGAAGAGAAACUGGUCUGAUGACGAGGAUGAAGACUAUUAA
Messenger RNA from Cryptococcus amylolentus CBS 6039, 687 nucleotides. RefSeq lists its product as hypothetical. The coding region runs from base 1 to 687 and encodes 228 amino acids. The record is from RefSeq and is a predicted model, not a curated record. NCBI's taxonomy places the organism in Eukaryota, Fungi, Basidiomycota, Tremellomycetes, Tremellales, Cryptococcaceae. The transcript has 3 exons.